Pomacea canaliculata is the source of this 2785-nucleotide messenger RNA. RefSeq lists its product as uncharacterized. Gene Ontology annotation, cellular component: extracellular region. The transcript has 13 exons. The coding region runs from base 184 to 2424 and encodes 746 amino acids. The record is from RefSeq and is a predicted model, not a curated record. Lineage: Eukaryota; Metazoa; Mollusca; Gastropoda; Architaenioglossa; Ampullariidae. Gene Ontology annotation, molecular function: chitin binding.
UCAGACGGAUCUAUUCGUCCGACUGCGAUAUUCUGAAACGUGGGAGUUGCUUUUCCCACCGUUUUUGACCCGCCUUGUCCUAAAUCCAACAUUGGUAUAUAAGGCGCCACAGACUGGGAUCAGACCACCAGCUCUGUUCGGCGACCGACAAGCUUCAAAGAAAAGUCGGAGAAGACAGACAACAUGUGUCGCCUCCACCUCGGUGUAGCGAUAGUCGUCACGUGGGCGGCGCUCACGAUGGCUCAGGUGGAAGACCUGACAAAACAAGAGGGAGGAAAAGGUCCAGCGGUUGUGGAGGCCGUGGUGCGCCUCAUCCGUCAGUCGUGCGUCUUCCCUAACGACCACCUGCUGCUCAGACGAUUUGCAUUCGUCGAGACUGACGACGGUCUUGACCCUAACACCUACAGGGCUGGUUUUAACGGAGGCAUCUGGGCGGUCAGCGAGACUGACUUCCGGAACACGCAGAAUGACCCUCGUCUGUCUCGAUUCUACGAAGACAUCACCCAGAGGUUUGGCAUCGACUGGAACAGACUGACCUGGGAUCAGCUUCGCAAGCCGAUCUACUCUGGACUGGCCACCGCUCUGUACAUCGCUCAGAAGUUCAACGGGCAAGCGAUCCCCGUCUCCAAAGAGGAGCAGGCUGCGUGGUAUCAGAGCAACAUCCAUCCUCAGAACCUCAUCGCCGCCUACAACUACACUAAGCAGUCCGAUCGCCUGGAGAGUGGUACAAUAUGCGGAUCGAGCAACAUUGACCUUGCCUUUGUGGUCGACACAUCAUCAAGUUUGAGUCCAGAGAAUUUUGAGAGUGCCAAGACAUUCGCUUCCAAUGUCGUGGAUACUUUCAACAUCGCCCCGGACUCGGUCCAGAUCGCAUUCAUGACCUUCAGCUCAGAUGUCCAGCUGCAGUUUGAUUUCAACGACUUCAGCUCCAAGGAGGCCGUCAAGAACGCCAUCAGUCGCGUGCAGAUGAAACUGGGAAACACAGCCACCGACAAGGCCCUCGACUUUGCUGCCUCGCAACUCUUCACCGCCGCAGAUGGCGUUCGCCCCAAUUCGGCAAAGGUGGCAGUGCUGCUGACGGACGGUAAAGCGGACAGACACUCCAGCGCCGUCGCUAGCGCUCAAAGACUCAAGGACUUAGGCGUUACUAUCUUUGUCAUCGGUGUGGGUGACGUGGACCGUAACGAACUGGAGAGCUUGGCCUCUAACCCUGUGUGCACCCACGUUCAACAGUUGACGGACUACCAGGAUCUUGACCUGAUCCUGUCCGACAUUCGUCAGAUGUCUUGUGAAGCUCCAGUAGUGGUUCAAGAAGGCCAUCCCCAGCAGUUUCCUUGCGGCACCUCCAGCAACUUUAUGAUCUCAUUUAGUGGCCCUGCCACAGUUACAGUCCAGCCGACCCAGGGCUUUGUCAACAUCUACGGCUCUUUCUUCAACCCCCAUCCAUCGCCGGUCUCCAAACAGUUCGCUACCAUCGCCAACGCCUCCCAGGCGGCCAUCAUCUACGUCAACCAGAUGAGCACGUUGCAGCCGUUGUACAUCAACGUUGAUACCACUGGCAACGACCCCGCCAUCUGCCACAGAGGCAGCUCGUUUACACUGACCAUCCAGCGAGGAAGCAAGCUGCAGUUCGGAUCCGUUCUUACUUGUGUCAAGAAUGGAAUGAUUGGCGAGUGCAGUGUGUUGGACAUUCUGACGUCACAGUAUAACGUGUCCCAACCGUCUAAUUUGGGUAUACCCAACCCAUGCACCCCGGGCCACCCCGGGUACUUCGCAUACGCCGAUUCCACAAGUCGUGUGGUGUCGUACAACUACUUCAUCUACUGCUCAGCUGAAGGCAUCUUAUAUCUCGUCGAGUGCCCCUACAACAGCUGGUACAACAACGCCUUCCGCCAGUGUGUACCCGGUAUCCCGCCAACGGUCACCACCAUAUCACCUAUCAUCUCUCAUGUGACUCCGCCGGCUUUUACGUUGCCACCAGUGACUCCUGGCACUUACUACAACCCCUGCACCGCUGAACAGAUCAGCCGCGGAAACUUCUUCUUCCCGUACCCCGGGGACGACAGCAAGUACAUCCAGUGCACAGAGUGGCCGAACUUUGCCGUCGUCAAGGAUUGCGCCCCCUAUCACAAGUGGGAGCAGCGAGUACUCAACUGCAUCUACAACAUGACGGUGGUGGACCCCACCCAUGACCAGUACUUGACGUCACCGAGCCCCCUGGACUUCAACUGCACGUAUGGGCUGCAGACGGGUGACCUGUUCUACCACCCGUACCCCAACGACCACACCAAGUACAUCCAGUGCGACCAGUUCGGCAACGCCUUCGUCAAGAGCUGCCAGAGCGGAAGGAUCUGGAACCAGUAUCUUCUGACCUGCAUUCCCAGCGGCGUCUUCUCUGGGUCAGGGGUUCCCGUGGGAAAAUGAUCUCGACAAAGUUUUUGAUGCAACGGUUUAGAUGAGAUUGGUGCUUUUUUUUGGUAUUUUUUUUAAAAGCAGCAUUUUGAAAACUAACGUUGCAGACACGCGAAGGUGUUUAUGCAGCAGGCAGAAAGAAAUAGAUCGGGGUAGUCAACUAGAACUUGCAGAGAACAGUGGUUGAUAGUUAUACCAGACACCGCGAGAGCGAACGAAUAAUUGCAUGCGUCAUCUCAAAAAGAGGUCAAAGGGUUAAGCUACAUAAAUGGUGACAAUAUUUUUGUCCAAAUAAACUGGCAACUGCCUUCGUGUCCAGCCAUCAAAAAAAGGAUAAAACAUUUAUUUGCAAAUAAAAAUUCUUAAAACUGGA